GGUCAGCCCAGGAGUCUGCACACCUGCAGCUUGUUUCUACCGCACACAGAUGGGCACGGGUGAAAAUCUUUACAAGUGCUGCAGACUUUGGCAAAGCCUUUAAAUUCAGAGCAGCCCAGAGAGGAGAAAGGAAAGUGGAUGUGGGUUCAGGCUGUGUGAAAUGGAGUUCCAAUUGCCUGACUUAGCUUUGAAGCAAAUCUUCUCUUUCCUGGACCUGUUCGGCUUGCUGCAGGCUUCCCAGGUGAACAAGCAUUGGAAUAGGAUUGCAGAGAGCGAUUUCCUGUGGAGGUCGCUAUCUCUGCAGAGAUGGGACUGCAGCAACUUCACCAAUCAACGCCUGGGCACACACACAUGGAAGCAAUUUUUCCUGCAUCAAAGAAGGAAGGAGCUUCGGUUGGCAUUGGCACAGCCGCAUAACUUUAUCUACAAAGCCACUAAGAACAUUGCAUAUGACAUGGAGUUGGCUUAUCUCUCAGGAAAUAGCCUGACAAUGGAUGAACAGGAGAAAUCAAUCAUUUGUGGUGUAUCUCCAAAGCAAGAGCUUUGCGCCUGGGAUGUGCAAGAGGGCACCAUGAUCUGGUCAAGCCCAGUCCAGGAGUUCUGUUUCUUAAAUCUGGUAACCCUUCCUCAGAUGCAUCUUGUCAUCACUAUGGAUCAGAAAAAAACUAUCAAAGUGUGGAACUGUCAGGACAGGGAUGCUCUGGCCAUUCUCCGCAUGCCAGAGUCCUGUUAUAGCAUGGAAGCCUAUCUCACAAAGGAUGGCCCAUUCCUGACGGUUGGUGAUGCUGCAGGUGACAUCUACACAUUUACACUGCCUGGGUUAAGGGAUGUUUCUAAAGUUACUGCAUUUCAAUAUGGUAUUGUAUUUCUACACUGCUCUCCUGACAAGAAAUGGGUAUUUGCAUGUGGGACAUAUCGUCGUACCUUGCCACAGGUAUUCCUCACAGAGUCCUUACUGAGACCAUCAGAAGGCAGUGCUCCUCUGUCUACCUCUCUCCCACAUAAAUUAUGUGUCAGCGCCUGCUGGACCCCAAAGGUGAAAAACAGGCUAACACUGAUGUCCCAAAGUAACCCUGAAAAAAAGACAGAAUUUAUCACCUUCGAUCUAACAACCAAGAGGACUGGAGGCCAAACAGUCAUCCAAGUACAUGAGAUUGCAAGUUUCCAGUUGGCAGCUCAUCUGGAGUCCCCUGCUUGGAUGGGAGCCAAUGAUGGAUAUACAAUUGUCUUUACCAAUGGGCCAUACUUGUUACUCUUCAGCAUCACUGGCUUCCUGCUGCAACGAUUUGAGGACCACCAGGCAGCCAUCGACAACUUCUGGGUGGAUCCUCGCUAUGUGCUCACCACAUCCAAGAACUCUGUGCACGUGUACAUGUGGGAAGAAGGAGGCCGCCAUCCAUACCUGAGGAGCUGCUAUCACCUGGAAAACAUAUGGCACGAUCCCACAACAGAUGACUGCAUCUCCAGUGUGAUGUGUGAUAAUGCAAGCAUAGUACUUACGGUGACAGUAAGUGAAUACAGCAUGCUGGUGAUGUAUUCUUUGAACACGUAAUAUGGAAACUAACAAAAUUGACCUUGCAUCAUCUUCUGCAAUGUAGUAAAGAGAAUUCAUUUGCAAGCCCAGAAUGAUUAUUUUAGUGAAAUUUAGAUGUUGUGGCCUGAAGUGGUGGCACAUGGCUGUAGUCCCUGCUACUUGGGAGG
Molecule: messenger RNA, 1701 nt
Organism: Chlorocebus sabaeus (green monkey)
Lineage: Eukaryota; Metazoa; Chordata; Mammalia; Primates; Cercopithecidae
Gene: FBXW12
Product: F-box and WD repeat domain containing 12
Cellular component (GO): cytoplasm
Molecular function (GO): protein binding
Source: RefSeq, a predicted model, not a curated record